Molecule: messenger RNA, 715 nt
Organism: Cryphonectria parasitica EP155
Lineage: Eukaryota; Fungi; Ascomycota; Sordariomycetes; Diaporthales; Cryphonectriaceae
Exons: 1
Coding region: 46-210 (54 amino acids)
Source: RefSeq, a predicted model, not a curated record
AACGGGGAUUAUUAUGGCGGACCAUAUGUGCAUGGGUACAGCGGUAUGGGACCUGCCGCGCCUCCUGGCCCGGAAUCGACGUAUGCCUCUGUGCACAUGUCACCCCCGUCCUCGCAAUUACCAGGAUUCCCCGAUUUUAUGAAUCAGCUCCCCCGUGAGAUCAGCUUUCAGCCCGAUUCCUACACAGCAUCUCGACCUCCUCCGAAUUAGGCACGGCUCGCUCGGAGCAAUGGCGACAUGAGCGGGAUAUAGUUUUCGUUGCUUAGUGCUUCUACCUAAGCAUGUGAUUUCCAGGGGGGUUCAGCUUCCGCUCGUGAAAGAACAAGGCAGGCGAGGAGCUGCGCUGCAUGUCAAGAAAUACGGCAGCCCGAGCUCGGCCUGCCUACUGACUGACUACCUGACAGCCAUCAUAGCAUCAAGCAUAGGAUUUUCUUCUUCUUACUGAUUUCCUGUGGCAAACGAUUUGAUUUCCGGAGGAGCGUUUCGCAGCAUCUUCAUACGUAUUCUCAUAUGGUCACAGGCGUUAUUGUAUGCAUUUGGCAUUCAUUUGACCGGAACAAGAGUUUGAGCACCACAUGGAACAUGGCUUAGCAGCAGGAGGGCUUUUGGACUUUCCCCUCCCCCCUUUUCUUCUUCCUUUUUGUUGACGUCGACUGCUAGCAUUUUACAGACAUAAAACAGCCAUAAAAACGAUGAAAAAAAAGUCUACAAUCCC